AUGUUUGCGGCAUAUGUUUCCAAAAACCCGACUUUUAUUGGGUCUGAAUUGGAAUAUUAUAAAAUGGUAGCAGAAGCCGCCGAGUCGAUUGUUAAUGAAAAUGAGGAAUUAAAGCAAGACUCUUUAAAAGACAUGAAUAUUGAACCUGUAAUUAAGAAUUCAAUAAUUCUUAUAAAUAAAAUGGUCAGCGAUAAGAUGAACCAAAUUGAAAAUCAAGUUUGUGCUAAAUUUGAAAAUAUAAAACUUGGUCAAUCAUCUACUGCUAAUAAGCCAAAAGUUCAAGAACAUCGUGUUGAAUGGUGGUGUCCGGUUAAUUCAACAUUUGAAGAAAUAAUUAAAACAAUUAAGCCUGAAACCGAAGACGAUAUCAAAAUAAUUCGACGUGCAAAAGCUAGAAAUUGGAAAAAGGGUGGUCAGAUUCGAUGCUGUACAAAUGACAGAUUGAAAACUAAUACGACAUUAUACGUUUUACCAUCAUGUUGGCCAAAAGAAAAUGUUGAACUCAUAACAGAAUGCUUAUAAAAGACAGUUAAGCGUAGAUUCAACAUUUUCAAUAAUGAAGCCAACAACCAAAAAAUUUACAAAUAGUGACCUUUUUGACGUUU
Messenger RNA from Melanaphis sacchari, 605 nucleotides. RefSeq lists its product as uncharacterized. Lineage: Eukaryota; Metazoa; Arthropoda; Insecta; Hemiptera; Aphididae. The record is from RefSeq and is a predicted model, not a curated record. Bases 1 to 522 code for a protein of 173 amino acids. The transcript is spliced from 5 exons.